Molecule: messenger RNA, 3984 nt
Organism: Fonsecaea erecta
Lineage: Eukaryota; Fungi; Ascomycota; Eurotiomycetes; Chaetothyriales; Herpotrichiellaceae
Exons: 1
Coding region: 1-3984 (1327 amino acids)
Biological process (GO): actin filament organization; vesicle transport along actin filament
Cellular component (GO): cytoplasm; actin cytoskeleton; myosin complex
Molecular function (GO): ATP binding; actin filament binding; microfilament motor activity
Source: RefSeq, a predicted model, not a curated record
AUGUCUGUGCCCUCACCGAUGUCCCCUUCAAGCUUCAGCAAGUCUCUCCUCUUUGCCUCCCCGACGCCUACACAAACAUCGACAGCCAGACAUGAGCGCCAACAAUCGUACUCUCCUACAGCAACCUUCAGCGCUGUCCCCUCCCACCUCCGCACCCAUUCACUCCAGCGACAGGCAAGUACGUCCAGUACCUUUGCACCCAAAUUCAUCAAAUCCGACGAAAUGAGGAAAAGCGAAGAUAGAAUUUCAGCCAUUGAAGGCGAGAAUGACUUCUCUGGAAAGCGCUACGUAUGGGUUAAAGAUCCUGAAAAAGCAUUCAUCCGGGGUUGGAUAACAGAAGAUCUUCCGGGGAAUAAGGUCCUCGUACAGUUCGACAAUGGCUCAUCAAUAGAGGCCGAUGUCGACGAGGUGGAUAAGGUCAACCCAGCAAAAUUCGACAAGGCCGAUGACAUGGCAGAACUCACCCAUCUCAACGAAGCUUCAGUCAUCCACAAUCUGUACACCCGAUAUCAGGCUGAUCUGAUCUACACAUAUUCCGGCCUGUUCUUAGUGGCCAUCAAUCCUUACUGUCCCUUGCCUAUCUACGGCAACGACUACGUGCGGAUGUACAAAGGCCAAACCCGAGAAGACACUCGUCCCCAUAUCUUUGCUGUCUCAGAUGCCGCCUUCCGCCGUUUGGUCGAAGAGGGAGAGAAUCAAAGUAUAUUGGUGACCGGAGAGUCUGGAGCGGGCAAGACCGAGAAUACGAAGAAGGUCAUCCAAUACCUCGCUGCGGUUGCCACAUCAGAUCUGGACACGCCCCUGACAGGUAGGACGCCGGGAAAACAGCUUUCAAAUCUCUCCCAGCAGAUCCUUCGCGCCAACCCGAUCCUGGAAUCGUUUGGCAAUGCUCAGACCGUCAGAAACAACAAUUCCUCCAGGUUCGGCAAAUUCAUUCGCAUUCAGUUCACUCGAUCUGGGCAGAUUGCUGGUGCCUUCAUCGAUUGGUAUCUGCUCGAAAAGUCUCGGGUGGUAAAAAUCAGCCAGCAAGAAAGGAGUUACCAUGUUUUCUACCAGCUACUGGCAGGAGCGGAUCAAAGAAUGAGAGAUGCAUUGCUUAUUUCAGGCAUGGACGUGGAGGAUUUUGCAUAUACACGAGCCGGUAAUGACACCAUUGGCGGCGUGUCGGAUCGAGACGAGUGGAACACGUUGAUUGAAGCAUUCCACAUCAUGAAUUUCUCCGAAAAAGACCAAAUGGCCGUUUUCAGGACCGUCGCUGCCAUCUUACACCUGGGCAAUGUUGCGGUCCGGCAAGAGAGCAGAGCGGCAGACCAGGCUUCGCUCGCCCCAGAAGCUCGAACUUCGGUAGACAAGGCAUGCCGACUAUUGGGUGUCCAACCAGACCCGUUCGUGAAAGCCCUUCUACACCCCAAAGUCAAAGCCGGGCGGGAAUGGGUGGAGAAAACCCAGACCCCAGAGCAAGUGCGUCUUGCCUUGGAUGCUCUGGCGAAAGGCAUUUAUGAGCGUGGCUUCGGGGACCUCGUCUCAAAAAUCAAUCACCAACUGGACAGAGGAGGGGUCAGCAGCGAUGACAGCCACUUUAUCGGAGUACUUGACCUUGCUGGUUUCGAGAUUUUCGAGACGAAUAGCUUUGAACAACUCUGCAUCAACUACACCAACGAGAAGCUCCAGCAGUUCUUCAAUCACUACAUGUUCGUUCUAGAGCAAGAGGAAUAUGCUCGUGAGCAGAUUGAGUGGCAAUUCAUUGACUUUGGCAAAGACCUCCAGCCGACGAUCGAUCUGAUUGAGCUGCCCAAUCCAAUCGGGAUCUUUUCCUGCCUCGACGAAGAUUCGGUAAUGCCCAAGGCUACAGACAAAUCCUUCACGGAGAAGCUCAAUUCCUUGUGGGAGAACAAGACGCCAAAAUAUGCACCUGCCCGUACUCGGCAGGGGUUUAUUCUUACACACUACGCGGCGGAGGUCGAGUAUUCCACCGAAGGCUGGUUGGAAAAGAACAAAGAUCCUUUGAACGAUAACCUCACUCGGCUGCUGGCUGCGUCGAAAGACGAGCACAUCGCCAGCCUCUUUUCCGACUGUGUUGAUGAAGUCGACGAGCCGUACAGCCCCCGAAGUCGCGUCAAGAAAGGCCUGUUCCGCACCGUGGCGCAAAGACACAAAGAACAAUUGAGUAUUCUGAUGAGACAGCUGCACUCCACCCAACCUCAUUUCGUCCGCUGCAUUCUACCCAACCACAAGAAAAAGCCCAAGCAGUUCGUUGCUCCGCUGGUCCUGGACCAGCUCAGGUGCAACGGCGUGCUUGAAGGGAUCCGAAUAGCACGUACCGGCUUUCCCAACCGUUUGACUUUCGCAGAAUUCCGGUCAAGAUACGAGGUGUUGUGCGAAAAUAUGCCGAAAGGAUACCUAGGAGGCCAGGAGGUUGCAAAGAUUAUGCUUGAUCGACUGAAGAUGGAUCAGUCCAACUACCGCGUCGGUCUCACGAAGGUCUUCUUUCGUGCAGGAGUGCUGGCCGAUUUGGAAGAGCAACGUGACAGCUUGAUCCGGGAGAUCAUGUCCAAUUUCCAAUCUGUUGCUCGAGGCUUCAUGCAACGGCGCUUGGCCUUCAAACAGCUGUAUCGUGCAGAAGCCACAAGGGUCAUUCAACGAAAUCUCAACGUGUACCUUGACCUCCAAGCCAAUCCGUGGUGGCGGCUCUUUGUCCGGAUGAAACCUCUGCUGGGAGCGACUCGAACCGCAAGCGAAGUCAAAAAGCGAGACGAGAAGAUCGAGCAACUGCAAGCGAAGGUGAGACAAGACGCAGCCGAGAGACAGCGGGUGGAAGAAGAACGGAGGCGGGCAGAAAUUGAAGCCCACCGAAUCCAACAGACUUUGGAUUCAGAACGAGCACUGGCUCUGGACAAAGAGGAGAUUUUCAAGCGAUUACAAUACCGAGAAAACGAGCUGAGCGAGAAGCUGGCCGAAGCGAUUGCCGAGCAAGAGACCCUGGAAGAUCAAUUAGACGAGGCAUUGGAUUGCAAAAAGAAGACCGAAGAAGAGCUGGUCACUCGUCGGGAACAAGUUUUGCAAGCUGGCCAGAUCAUAACGAGACUGGAAUCGGAGAAGAAAGAGCUUCAACGACAGAUCGACAAACUGGAAGACGAGCUGGAGAGUGUGGAGAAGUCGCAUACUCAGAACGAUGACCGGCUCGAAACCAUCAGUCAGGAGCUUCGUUCGUUGCGAAGCAAUCUGAGCGUGAAAGACCGCAAGAUAUCGGAGCUCGAGGCGAAUCUCCACCAAGCGGAAAAGGACAAGGAAACGCGCACCUCGAGCCUGGAGCAAGAAGUUCGAUCUCUGAAGAGCCAAAUCUCACAACGCGACCGGGCAACGGAAGGUCUUGAGCAAGAACUUCGGUCACUGAAGAGCCAACUCUCCCAGAAAGACAGAACGACUGAAGACUUGGAGAAGAAACUUCACCGUGCCGAGUCCCUCCGAGCGGAAGAGAACAGGAAGCAGGCAGAGGACUUUGACGUGCAAGUCCGCUCUCUACGGAAUGAACUCAAUGCCAAAGAACGCAAACUGCAGGAGCUCGAGACCGCACUGUCCAAGAUUGACAAGGACGCCGAGGCCAAACUGGCGCAAGCCACGGGCGAAUUGAACAACACCAAGAAGCUGCUCCGAGAAACCCAAGGCCAGAAUGAAGAGCUUAGGAAUCAAGUCACGAGCAUGUCCCUGGCCUCCGCCAAGCACGAAGAGUCACUACGUCGCAAGGAAGGCGAGGUAUCGGCCAUCAUGGCGGACCUGGAACAGCACCAGCGCGAGAAGGCGGAUUUGCGGAGAGAAAAUGACCGGCUGAAGGGAGGACACGAGGGCUUGGCUGCGGAAAAGAGAGAGGUAAUGGCACAGAUGGAAAAGAUGCGGGAGCAGAGAACUAGGAUGGAACGGGAGGCGGUGGAAGUCAAGAAGUGUCUGGAAAGGGUGAUGCCCUUUUUCUCGCAGAACUUCACAUGA